UCAUGACACGCUGCUGUCUGGGCACGCCUCAUUUCCCUUUCAUCUUAUUGACCAAUGAGCUUGAAGCAUUGAGGCCACGCCCCUAUUCUGCAUUCUACUGUGGCCCUGGUUACGCCUCCUCUGUCUCAGUCACACAGCUACGUGGCAGGUGACUGGAGGUGUAUAGUUGUCCUCGCCUGGACUGUGCUGAUGUGGCCCCAAACCCACCGCCCUACCCGUCCCAUGAUGUCCGAAGAAACCCUACAGAAAAAAUUGGCUAAGGCCAAGGAAAAGUUGAGAGACUAUCAUCCCCAGACCAGCCCUAGUGUUGGUGCAGGAGCAACUGACACCAAAAAGAAGAAAAUAAAUAACGGCACUAACCCUGAGACAACCACUUCUGGUGGUUGCCACUCACCUGAGGAUGAAAAGAAGGCAAGCCACCAACAUCAGGAAGCCCUAAGGAGGGAGCUAGAGGCCCAGGUUCAUACCAUACGAAUCCUUACAUGUGAGAAAACUGAGCUUCAGACGGCACUCUAUUACAGCCAGCGUGCUGUCCAGCAGUUGGAAGGAGAGUCCAGGGAUCUGGUGAGCCGCCUGCAUGAUUCAUGGAAGUUUGCUGGAGAGUUAGAGCGGGCUCUCUCUGCUGUUGCUACACAGAAGAAGAAAGCGGACAGGUACAUCGAGGAGUUAACAAAGGAGAGGGACGCCCUGAGUCUGGAACUGUACAGGAACACCAUAACUGAUGAUGAGCUGAAGGAGAAAAAUGCCGAACUACAAGAAAAACUUCGACUUGUAGAAUCUGAAAAGUCUGAGAUCCAGCUCAAUGUAAAGGAGCUAGAAAGGAAGCUGGAGAGGGCCAAGCUCCUGCUGCCACAGCAGCUGCAGGAGGAGGCUGACCACCUGGGUAAGGAGCUGCAGAGUGUGUCCGCGAAGCUCCAAGCCCAGGUGGAAGAGAACGAGUUGUGGAACCGCCUGUACCAGCAACAGGAGGAGAAGAUGUGGAGGCAGGAGGAGAAGAUACGGGAGCAGGAAGAGAAGAUACGGGAGCAGGAGGAGAAGAUGCGGAGGCAGGAGGAGAAGAUGCGGAGGCAGGAGGAGAUGAUGCGGGAGAAGGAGGAGAAGAUGCGGGAUAAGGAGGAGAACAUGCGUGAGCAGGAGGAGAAGAUACGGGAGCAGGAGGAGAAGAUGCAGAGGCAGGAGGAGAAGAUGCGGAGGCAGGAGGAGAUGAUGCGGGAGAAGGAGCAGAAGAUGCGGGAGCAGGAGGAGAAGAUGUGGGAGCAGGAGGAGAAGAUGUGGAGGCAGGAGGAGAAGAUGCACGAGCAGGAGCAGAAGAUGUGGAGGCAGGAGGAGAAAAUGCAUGAUCAGGAGGAGAAGAUGCAGUGGCAGGAGGAGAUGAUAUGGGAGAAGGAGGAAAAGAUACGGGAGCAGGAGGAGAAGAUGUGGAGGCAGGAGGAGAAGAUGCGGCAGCAGGAGGAGAAGAUGUGGAGGCAGGAGGAGAAGAUGCAGGAGAAGGAGGAGAAGAUGGGGAGGCAGGAGGAGAAGAUGCGGGAGCAGGAAACGAGGCUGUGGCAGCAGGAGGAGAAGAUGCAGAAGCAGGAGGAGCACCUGGAAGCUGCCAUCCAGCAGAACAAGCAGCUACACACCGAGCUGAGCCUCAUGGCUCUCCCUGGGGAAGGAGAUGCACUGGACAGGGAGGAGGUGGAGGAGGAGGAGGCACCUCAGCCCAUGCCAAGCAUCCCAGAGGAGCUGGAGAGCCGGGAGGCCAUGGUGGAGCUGGUGUUUCCGCUUGUGAGCGACCGUAACCAGGGACGUGGUGGAUUGCGGGCAGCUGCCCAGAACCCUGUGGAAGAGUCUGCACCAGGGACCCCGGUCCCUCAGGAGCUCGGGGUUGCCAACAAGCAGGGUGGUGAGUAGAGCCCUUGGGCGAGGGGGGCAGGCAGGAGCAGGGGAGGGCUCGCACGGUGCUCAGUUUCCUGCCUUUCUCCCUCCAAAGAUCUCUACAGCAAGCCCUGCCUGCCAUUCUUCUACCGCGCACAUGACAAGAAGGCAAAAAUAAUAAACAUCUAAAAGCCGGCAGCGAGGCCUGGAGAAGAGUCAGCUGCCGUGUGACUGUUUACAAUAUAGUCAGAACACAAACCUGAAAAAAAAAAAAAAAAAGAAAAAAAAUUUAUUUAUUUUAAA
Molecule: messenger RNA, 2160 nt
Organism: Macaca mulatta (Rhesus monkey)
Lineage: Eukaryota; Metazoa; Chordata; Mammalia; Primates; Cercopithecidae
Source: RefSeq, a predicted model, not a curated record